AGAGGGGUCAACAAUUUUUGUAAACAAACGUGAAUAAUAAAAUUUUUAUUUAUUCAUACUCAAGCAAAAUUCAGAUACAUUUAAAUACUUCUAUGUAUACAAUGGCCAUUAGAUAUUUUUCAAAGAUUAAAAUUCUAAAUAAUUUAAUGAGAAGAUCAUAUCCCCUUUUUAUUAGUGCUGCGGAAACAAAGACUAUGUCAUUGAAAAACCUGAAUUUUAAUAUGAAUUAUGCUUUACAUAGUGUUUACAGAUUUAAAUAUGACUAUCCUUCAAAAUCUUCCCCAUCGAGUGAAAAACCAGAAGAUUCAGACACAGAUGAAGAAAUAGAUGAAAUUGACAAGAAACAUAUUAUAAAGAUUAAAGUACAAUCUAUGAGAGUAGAUCUGGUAUUAAGAUCAUCAUUAGGGAUUGCCAGAAACAAGAUAGAAGCAGCGUUUUACGAGAAUCGAAUAAGGAAAAAUGGAAAAAAAAUUGCGAAAAAAUCCGUUUCUUGCUUCGAAGGAGAUGAGAUAGAUGUUAUAAAAAUGACUGAAGGUCUCGCUAAUCCUAAUAACAUAAUGGUAACCAGAAUAGAAAUUUUAGAAAUUAAUGCUAAAGAAGAUUCAAUUUUAGUAACUGUGAAGAGAUUUAAAAAUCUUACAGUAGAAAAGUAUAAAGAUUAAAAAUUUUGCGGUGUUCUUCGGUUUUUUUCUUACAUU
This is a messenger RNA of Clunio marinus, 698 nucleotides long. The record is from the annotation of a GenBank genome assembly. NCBI's taxonomy places the organism in Eukaryota, Metazoa, Arthropoda, Insecta, Diptera, Chironomidae.